AACCGAUUCGCUCCAGCUGUGUGUGACAAUCUCCUCUCGAUUGCAGGUGAACAGAUCAGACAAGCCCUGGUUGAGGACUUCAUUCCUAUCUUUGAGCAAUUUGCGUGGGAAGUUGUCCGGACCAGGAGCUCAGUGGCGCUUUGAAAUGGAUAUUUGGUCAUAGAUCCCCAAGUCCGUGGGGCUUACGGGUUCACCGUCCAGGGUUCUGAUUUAUAUGCAGGCUCCAGGUGAGAGGCAGUGAGUGGCCUCUAGAAAUGUUUGACGCAAUCGGCACUCCUUAUUCAAAAUCGUCACGCGCCUUUGAUCGUUGAUCUUUUCAGUAAAUCAUUCAAAUCGAAUUCAUCUGGUUCUUUGCUCCUCUCAUUUGGAUUGUGUUGGAAAUUUUCCAAAUGUAUGUUUGGAGGCCUUUCCUCCUAAAAUAACCGCAACUUUGUGCGGUGUCGACUACCUGGCGAACCUGUGGGAUGUUCCCAGACUUACGAGACGACGUUCGUUUCGAUACUUUCUUUGGUGACUCAAAAACUCCACAAUUCCCUUUUUGACCUAAUUUUUUACUACUUGCAACUACCGCAUUCUGUGGAUUUUUUGUGGUAGACUCGGCUUAUCCUUUGCUUGUCGAUCUUCCUAAACCACACGCGUCGACUAUCCGUACAGUUUCAUUUCUCUUACAGGAGACCAGUAAUACGAAUGACGAGCGUGUUAGUGAUAUUUUCUUGGAUUAUGAAUCCAACUUGACACAAGCCAUCAAGCGGUGCAAAGAGAACUAUGACUUUGACUUCAUGAAUCAAUUGCAACCCCAGUGUUGCACUGAACCUUACAUGCUUGGUAUUGAUGAAGCAGGUCGCGGUCCUGUUUUGGGUCCAAUGGUGUAUGCAUGUGCGCUUUCACCGAUAUCCAAGUCCGACGACCUCAAGGUGCUUGGUCUUGCAGAUUCAAAAACAUUGACUGAACAUCAAAGAGAAUCAUUAUUAGCACGAAUGCUACAGCACACCGAUUGGCUUGUCGGGGCCGUACGAGUUAUCAGUCCGCGUUUCAUAACGGAGAAGAUGCUUGGCCGCUGUAAAACUAGCUUGAACGUGAUUUCUCAUGAUGCGGCAAUCGGACUUAUCCGGGCUGCCCUGGACAAAGGAGUCAAUGUCAAAGAGGUAUACGUGGACACUGUCGGUAAAGCUGAACUCUACGAAGCCAAACUACAAGCGCUUUUUCCAGAACUGAAGAUAUGCGUGGAGAGCAAGGCGGAUGAUACCUAUGCUAUUGUCAGUGCAGCCAGUAUAUUUGCCAAGACUUUAAUGGUUGACAUGGAUAGCCGGACGAACUUUACUUGUCGUAUGAUUGAGGAACAUCCAGUGGCGAAAUUCAGUGUUACCUUUGAAGUGAUUUGCACAUACACCAUCCCAUUCUGUUUGGUGCUGGUUCUUAACGCACUAAUUGGAUUCCGGCUUUGGCAGUUAAAACAUGAGCGGAAACAUCUAUUCCCCAAAGAUUACAAAAACGAUAGAAUGGAAAUGGGUCGUGUCAUGGGACACUUAGCACUCACUACCGCCUUCUUGCUGCUUUAUAUGCCUGUGGUGUGUAUGGUUUUGAUUCGACUUAAUGUUACGCUGAUCCGCCUGGACAGACACAGUCCGCAUGCGUUGCGAAUUAUUGAUCUGUCACGUCUGUUCUCUUCGGUGAAGGAUAUCACGUACGCGGUAAAUUUUCCACUCUAUUUGAUUUUCUUGCGGAACUUCAGACAUCGUUUUGUGCUCAUGUUUUGUCCCUGUCGUCCAUCUCGACGACCAAACAUGAGUAAUCAGAGGAACCCACGUGACCUUCCAAAUCCUGUGCCUAUCACAUAUCGAGCGGAAUGA
Molecule: messenger RNA, 1850 nt
Organism: Opisthorchis viverrini
Lineage: Eukaryota; Metazoa; Platyhelminthes; Trematoda; Opisthorchiida; Opisthorchiidae
Exons: 6
Coding region: 780-1850 (356 amino acids)
Biological process (GO): mismatch repair; DNA replication, removal of RNA primer
Cellular component (GO): ribonuclease H2 complex
Molecular function (GO): RNA-DNA hybrid ribonuclease activity; RNA binding
Source: RefSeq, a predicted model, not a curated record